CUUUUUUGGACUUUGACAAAAGUGGCUUUCAACUUGCAACCAUCCUCCUGGUUGUCAUCGUCCAUCUUAUCCAACCCCUUGUCCAACAAACAACCGAGACACCGUCCAACGCAGCACCUGGUACCGGUAGGGCUGCUUUCAGUAGGUUCACUUCAAACUCAGAGCACCUCGGAAGGAAGUCUGGUCGGAGUUGGCAUCUCUAAAAGAACGAGGGUUGGGGUGGCGGAGGAGUUGAGCUACUGGUGUGGGGAUGUACCAGCGGCUUGUUGGUAGUGUGCAUGUCAUGGCAGAUGCUAACAAAAUACCAUGCCCCCUCCGAGCAUGUCGGACCCUCCUGAAGAGAAGGUACCCAUCCAGCGUUUACCGUCACAUUCGAUCUUGCGCCCAGCGAAGUGGGCUGGGGCUAGCACACGGACCUGUUGACAUCACAUGCCCACUGUGUUUUCAACGAGCCGUGCAUGUCAGCUACGAUGCGUUUGCACGUACGCAUUACAGAGGCCAUAUUGUGGAACAACCGGCCCCGGUGAUUCCGGGAGGGAGCGGUGCAUUGGGGAAUGGUGGAUUGGAGAAUGGUGGGGUUUUGGGAAACGGAGAUCGCCAACUACAAUUCGAAAACGACCACAAUACCACGAGACGAGGAAUGCGAUGGACACCAAGCUCGAGUUCUAGCUCCUCUUCAGGCGAGCAUUCAAGUUCAUCAUCAAGUGACCAUAGCUCAAGCAAACCAGACCCCAGCUCUGAAGACGAUCCGGGAGACGAGGGCGAUGAAGCUAUUGAAGAGCUUGCAGCUAUUUUCCAACCUCCACCUGCUGAACCCUUCCAUCUCAAUGACGACCAAAUUCCAUUUCUACGCUUUCUUCACCACACGAUCAAGGCUCGCUGGACCAGAGAGGCUUACCAUGAUUAUUACGAACUCAACAUCACCAAUAUCAAUAUACCCAGCAACAGGAAGACUGCACUUCGUUGAGCAUGGGCCCUUUUCAACCCGAGGAUGUCUGUGCACGAUCUCCGUAUCCCAGAUAGCCCCAAUAUCAUUCCGUAAGUACCACUGUCGAGCAUCGUCGCCUGGUGGUUCCAGCAUCCUCUUAUCUCGAACAACCUCACCGACGUCAACGAACAGCACACAA
Messenger RNA from Fimicolochytrium jonesii, 1127 nucleotides. RefSeq lists its product as uncharacterized. Lineage: Eukaryota; Fungi; Chytridiomycota; Chytridiomycetes; Spizellomycetales; Powellomycetaceae. The record is from RefSeq and is a predicted model, not a curated record. The transcript has 3 exons. Bases 251 to 967 code for a protein of 238 amino acids.